GCGCGUCAUUCCAGCUCUGCUCAUUCCUCCUUCCAACACCACUUUGACAACCCUUUCUCUACCAACCGACUUCGACAGCUUCCAUAAACCGCACGACCAAGAACUAUGGCAUCCGACGCUGACCAACUUGUGGAGAUGGGCUUCCCCCGAAACCGCGUUCUUAAGGCAUUGAGGGCCACAAAGAACGCAGGACUCCAACCUGCCAUGGAUUGGCUUGUGGAGCACUCUGAAGAUCCUGAUAUUGAUGAUCCCAUUCCCGAACAUACUGGAGGAGCCCUUGGAACAGCAGCGUCUUCAUCAUCCGCUGCUGCUGGAUCGGAAGAUUCAGAGGAGAAGGAGGGCGAUGUGAUCCAGGACGGAGAGCAGACGGCGCAAUCACUUAUCUGCCAAGAUUGCCAAAUGAUCCUCAAGAAUGCUGACGCGGCCCAGAGACACGCCAUGCGCACGGAACACGUCAACUUUGCUGAAUCCACGACCGCGAUCAAACCUCUGACGGAAGAAGAGAAGCAAGCAAAACUCGCCGAGCUCAAACAACGCCUUGCGGAGAAGCGUGCCCUCAAGGCCCAGGUCGAGAAGGAGGAACAAAAGACGUCUGAAAAGAUCCGUCGCAAGGCCGGCCAGGACCUAACUGAGGUCAAGGCCAAACUCGAGGAGAAGGAAAUGAAGAAGCUUGCAGAUGCCAAGAAGAGGGAGAAGGAAGAGGAUCGGAAGGCCAAGGCGGCGAUCAAGGCCAGAAUCGAGGCCGAUAAACUCGAGAGGGCAAGGAAGAAGCAGGAGGCUCAGGGGAUUCGACAGGCGAGCGAGGCUGCUGCGGUGGCCCAGGCGAAUGUAGAGGCGGCCGCUGCCAAGGCUGCGCCUGCAAAGGUUUAUACGGAGACACGACUGCAGAUCCGUCAACCGGAGGGUCAGCAGCCCAUUGUUCACACUUUCCAGGCAUCAGACAAAUUGAGUGCCGUAUAUGACUUUGUUCGCGAACAUCGACAGGGAAGUUUCAAGCUGAUGACAACGUUUCCAAGGAAGGUCCUCGAUGGCGACAACCUGGAGAAGUCACUGAACGAACUGCAGCUCGUACCCUCGGGUGCCUUGGCUGUUACGACCAGCUGAACAACACUCAGGAACACGAACAGGCGAUGCACGGGGCAGCCUUUGAUCAGGACUGCAGACGAUUUACAGUGCGGAAUAAAAACGAAAGCCGAAGGCCAAUAAUAUCCAAAUUGACAUGCAGUU
Messenger RNA from Gamsiella multidivaricata, 1227 nucleotides. RefSeq names its product ubiquitin-related domain-containing protein. Bases 106 to 1104 code for a protein of 332 amino acids. Gene Ontology annotation, molecular function: protein binding. The transcript is spliced from 6 exons. NCBI's taxonomy places the organism in Eukaryota, Fungi, Mortierellomycota, Mortierellomycetes, Mortierellales, Mortierellaceae. The record is from RefSeq and is a predicted model, not a curated record.